Molecule: messenger RNA, 945 nt
Organism: Acaulospora colombiana
Lineage: Eukaryota; Fungi; Glomeromycota; Glomeromycetes; Diversisporales; Acaulosporaceae
Source: the annotation of a GenBank genome assembly
AUGAUAAAGGUUGAGCCACCGGGAAAAGGUGAUUCUAUUCGUGCCUUACGAAAGCUUGACAUCGAUGGAAGGCAGGAAGGAACUGAUAGAAGUGAUGUUUUGAUUGAAAACUUCCGUCCUGGAGUUAUGGAGAAAUGGGGACUUGGUCCUGAAGAACUAUAUAAAACCAACCCCUCAUUGGUAUACACACGUAUUUCUGGCUUUGGGCAAACGGGUCCGUAUGCAAAAAGGCCGGGUUUCGCGUCAGUAUGCAAUGGCAGGAUGGCGGCAUAUCAACAGGUUUCAAAGUCAGCCGCUAGUACGCCAGAACUUUCAGGGCAGGUGAUUGAUGCAGCUAUCUACGAGAGCGUGUUUAACAUUAUGGAAGGAGUGUUACCAGAAUAUGAUCGGUUUGAUGAAAUAAGGCAACCUUCUGGCACUUCUGUAACCGAUGUCGCUUAUCUUUGCUCUGAUUCUAGGUACAUUGUCAUAGAAGGAAGUAGCGAUUGUAUGUAUGAAAAGUUGAUGAGAGUAAUUGAAAGAGACGAUCUCACUGUUGGAAAAUAUAAAACGAACGAGGGACGCGUUCAACAUAAGGGAUUAAUUGACGAUGCAAUCUCGGAUUGGACGAAAAGGUUCACCUCAAAAGAGGCACUUGAAAAGCUGGAAAAAAGUGAAAUUCCGUGCGCUCCUGUAUAUAACAUCAAAGAUAUUUCUGAGGAUGAUCACUUCAAAUCACGUGGUUUAUUUGAGACUGUAAAAGUUGGCGAAAACAGGGAGGACAGAGGCUGGAACCUUAAACUUUCUGCUAUUACCCCGAAACUUGGCGCAACACCGGGUGGAACAACUUGGGCCGGCCCAGAUUUAGGACAACACAACAGGGAAAUUCUAGUGAAUGUUUUAGGGAUGAGAGAAGAUGAGAUUAGAAAACUGCAAAGAGACGGAAUUGUCGGUAAAACCUUAUGA